This is a messenger RNA of Photinus pyralis (common eastern firefly), 590 nucleotides long. RefSeq lists its product as uncharacterized. The coding region runs from base 105 to 536 and encodes 143 amino acids. The transcript is spliced from 2 exons. Lineage: Eukaryota; Metazoa; Arthropoda; Insecta; Coleoptera; Lampyridae. Gene Ontology annotation, molecular function: odorant binding. The record is from RefSeq and is a predicted model, not a curated record.
GAGAUAACAACAAAAUUCCCAGUAGCUGGCUACGCAACAUUUCCAAAAUAAAACUAUAAAUACCACACAAUAAUCUCAUUUUUUGUUAGUAGCUAACACGCAAAAUGAAGAAAAACCUCUUGUGCUUCGUGUUUUUUUGCUGCGCAGUUCAGGUGUUCUCCAAAGAGUUACCCGAUGAAUUAAUUGACGAGAAAAUCCACGAAUGCCUAAAGGAGCUAAAUCUCGAUAAGAAGAUAUUAUCCACAGUGUUUGAUGAUAAAUUUCAAAUCAAAAAUCUGAGCGAAGACGGAGUCAAACUGACCAAAUGCGGAAUCAAAAAGGGCAACUAUUAUACGCCAGAUGGGGAGUUUAAUCGCGAGGUGAUGGUCGAAGCUACAGUGAAAACUAUCAAGUCUCUAGUUAAACAUGAAGUGCACGACGUGGAGACGGUAGCCGACAGUGUCUUUGAGAAAUGUAAAACGCGCAAGGGCGAGGAUGCCGUGGCGGAGACGACGAAUUUGAAUAACUGCGUUAUGAAUGAAAUCUUCAAACUGUAGGGUUUUUCCUUGUAUAUAAUAAACGUUGCAGGUUUUCAAUCCUAUCAUUCAAAA